Messenger RNA from Telopea speciosissima, 629 nucleotides. RefSeq names its product protein yippee-like At5g53940. The coding region runs from base 153 to 536 and encodes 127 amino acids. Lineage: Eukaryota; Viridiplantae; Streptophyta; Magnoliopsida; Proteales; Proteaceae. The transcript is spliced from 5 exons. The record is from RefSeq and is a predicted model, not a curated record. Gene Ontology annotation, cellular component: ubiquitin ligase complex.
GCUUCUGAAUGGAUCGUUGAGGAUACUGAAGUCGUCGAUUUCUUUUAGAUUCAACUUUCUGGGAAUUGUUUGUUCGUCUGUUUCUUUUGGGGUCUGGUUGUUGCAAACGAAGUCAAAAGCAGUUGGGUCUUUGUGCUGUUUCAGCAGAAGAAAUGGGGAGGCUGUUUCUGGUGGAACUUGAUGGUAAGGUUUACAGAUGCAAGUUCUGUCGAAGCCACUUAGCCCUCUCCGACGACCUCGUCUCCAGGGCUUUCUAUUGUCGUCGGGGGAAGGCAUACCUUUUCAAUACUGCGGUGAAUAUCAUAGUAGGAGCAAAAGAAGAGCGAAUGAUGCUGUAUGGAAUGCAUACUGUAGCUGAUGUAUUCUGCUGCUGCUGUGGACAGAUACUUGGCUGGAAAUAUGAGGUGGCACAUGAUAAAAAUGAGAAGUACAAGGAAGGGAAAUUUGUUUUGGAAAGGGGGAGGAUAAUUGAUGGAAUUGACUCAGAAGUCUCUGUGGAUCCCUACCCAACCAUGAGCGAUGGUGAAGAUGCUUAGCAACUAUUAACACUUUUGUACAAAUUGGGUGGUAUUAUAUAGCAGUGAAACGAGGUCUACUCUGUUUAUACAUAAUAAAACUUGUAUAUUCCU